Messenger RNA from Symbiodinium pilosum, 1695 nucleotides. Lineage: Eukaryota; Dinophyceae; Suessiales; Symbiodiniaceae. The record is from the annotation of a GenBank genome assembly.
AUGGCUUAUGAAGGAGCCCAGGGCAACAUCGUGGUCUUUGACGACAGCGUGGGGAAUGCGGCUUUCGUUUCACACCAAUGGGUUGCACCAGACCACCCGGAUCCCGAUUUGAGGCAGAUGAAGGUGUUGCAGGAUGUCUUGAGGCGUUUCCUGACAAGCCAGGGGUCCAUCCCGGUGGACUAUGCAACAGAAAUUCACCUGCCCACCGCCAAGGGCAUCCCCUUCCAGGAGUUUCAGUCCUGCCCUUUGUUUAUUUGGUACGACUACUUUUCAGUCCCACAGCACCAUGCUGACAGACCCAACUUAGCAAGAGCCGUCAGCGCUGAAGGAAGUGCCUUACAGAUGAGGGCAAUCAACAGCAUCCCAGCCUAUGUUGUCAAGUCCCGCUACUUCUUUGCUUUGUGUCCGGUGAUCGACUGCCCUUUGCAAGGUAGGGUGUUGAACGCAAUGAGCUGGAGUAGGCGUGGAUGGUGUCGGGUGGAGAGAGCCUCACGCGAACUGUCCGAACAUGACACGUGGAUCCUCAUACAGAGUUCGACUUCUCUCCAGGUGGUGCACACGAAUCUGUCGUUUCCGGGUGCUUGCGUUGGUGAGGGUGAGUUCACCGUCAACCGUGACCGAGCAAAGCUCGCUCCAGUUAUGAGGAUGAUCCUCAGCCGAAAGUUGAGAUUGUCCCUCCAGGCUGGAGACUUUCCAAGCUUCCGCCGGCACCUGAACCUACAGAGUGUGCACUUUCGAGACCUGGACGUGGAGCCCAUUCUUCACCCAGUUCCAGGCUGCCAGCCUGAAGGUGCGCCUGGAGCUGACGCAGUGACUCAAUUUCUCCACCAAAAUGGCUUCACUCGGGUAAGUUGCCGGGACAAAGGAGGCUGGUGGCCGCUACAUUACGCAGCGCUAUCCGGGAGAAUGGAGCUGAUCGAGGGACUGCUACUGCAACGUGCGGAUCCCAAUCGGCGCACCGCCAAGGAUGAACCGUGGGUGUCGGCCCUUGACUUGGCAGUCUUCUACAAACAUAACCAGGUGGCACAGCUUCUCAUUGCUGCCAAGGCUAGACUUGCAGGAGGGCUUUUCCCAGCCCUACACCAGGCAGCAAUGGCUGACAACCCAGAAGGCAUCCGCCUCCUUUGCCGAGCAGGCAGUGAUGCCCUUGCUAGCAACUGGGCUUUUCUAGGAACCUUAGAGAUGGCUUCGUCCUACGGUGCUGUUUAUGCCAUGGAGGAGCUGCUCCAGCAAGCUCAGCAUGACCCGCUGGCACUCUCAAGGGCUCUCAUAGGGGCUUCAUCCUUUCGUGGUGGCUCUGCAGAGAUCGUGGAGCGAUUGCUGCGCAUGAGAGCUGAUGUGGACUUCCAGUGGGAUAAUCAUCGCGACUUUACGAAAGUUGGCUGUCUGGUGGCAAACGCUGCGUCGUUGCAGCACAGGUUGGGCCGACGUGGUGCUCUCUCCGUGCAGGCAUACCACUGGCAAGGACGCACACCUUUGAUGGCAGCUGUGCAGUCAGCACAGUAUGAAGCUGCUGCCGCGUUGAUCGCAGCGGGAGCUACGCUGGACAUCACAAAUUCCAGGGGCUGGAUGGCAGCUGAUUUUGCUGAAGGGCAUCUGCUUCCAAUUUUUUUGAAGCAGGGUCUCGCAGGGAAGCGCGAGGAGUGUAAGAGGGUGUCUUCUCUUGCUUUGUCUAACUGCUACAUUUCAGUCUGA